Molecule: messenger RNA, 2338 nt
Organism: Papaver somniferum (opium poppy)
Lineage: Eukaryota; Viridiplantae; Streptophyta; Magnoliopsida; Ranunculales; Papaveraceae
Product: DNA annealing helicase and endonuclease ZRANB3-like
Exons: 24
Coding region: 161-2233 (690 amino acids)
Biological process (GO): DNA repair; replication fork processing
Cellular component (GO): nuclear replication fork
Molecular function (GO): ATP binding; ATP-dependent chromatin remodeler activity
Source: RefSeq, a predicted model, not a curated record
CUUCAAAGUCCCCCCACACAAGUCUCAGUUUUUCCCACCAUUCCCCCCUCAAAUACGAACUCCACAAAAUUCCCCUUUCUCUCUCAUUUUUCUAAUAAUUCCCCACCAUAGCCCCCCUUUUCUUACCCCUUCAACCCUUUCCCCCAAAACCCCCUAAAAAAUGGAGUUAGGCGAUGAUGAUUGGAAUUUCAGUCAAGAAGAACUCGAUACCUUAGAAAGAGAUGCUCUAAGAAUAGUUGCUGAAAGAAAAUCAUCUUCAGCAACAGCUUCAAUUAGUUCCUCUUCUCAAGAAUCUUACUUUAACAAAGUACCGAAUUUGCCACCUUCAUCAAUCAGAAACACUCAAGUCGGAGUAAUAACUGCGAAAGACAAUGCAAAGGAGUUGCAGAAAGUUUGCAUCAAGUUAAUUCUACAUUCCAGUGGGAAAAUUGCGGCAAAAUUUACAUACAAUGAAAUUGUUGUAAGCGCAUUUCGUAGUAUGCCCCAAGCUUGGUGGUCUGGUAAAGAAAGAUUAUGGAUGUUUCCGAUGUCUUCAUUGUCAUCCGUAGAGAAAAUUCUCAGUGAAAUUAAGGGGAUAAGCGUCGAGCUAGAGAAGUUAGAUCCCCUGGUACACCGGGCUAUUGUUGCUGCUUCAGCUGUUCCAGAUCUACGAGAUUUAUAUGAUAGAAUGCCAAGCUCUGUCGAAUCAAAGCUUUUGCCAUUUCAGCGAGAUGGGGUCAAGUUUGUGUUGCAGCAUGGAGGGCGUGCUCUCUUGGCUGAUGAGAUGGGCCUCGGGAAGACUUUGCAGGCAAUUGCAUUUGCAGCAUGCUUCCGUGACUCUUGGCCUGUUCUUGUUAUCACCCCAUCCUCCUUGCGUUUGCAAUGGGCUUCUAUGAUUAAAGAAUGGCUCAGUAUCCCUUCAAAUGAAAUACUUGUGGUGUUAUCCCAAUGUUCUGGAUCAAACAAGGGAGGGUUCACAAUAGUACCCUCAAGCUCUAAAGGAACUAUCCCUCUUGAUGGUUUAUUUAACAUUAUCUCUUAUGAUGUUGUACCUAAACUACAACAUAUGCUUAUGAACUUGAACUUUAAGAUUGUGAUUGCAGAUGAGUCACACUACUUGAAGAACGCUCAAGCUAAAAGGACUAUUGCAUCAAUUCCAGUGUUACAGAAAGCGCAAUAUGUGAUGCUGCUUAGUGGGACUCCUGCUUUAUCUCGACCUAUUGAGCUAUUCAAGCAGCUAGAAGCGCUGCAUCCUGAUGUAUACAAAAAUGUUCGUGAAUACGGAGAACGAUACUGCAAGGGCGGUUUCUUUGGACUAUACCAAGGCGCAAGUAAUCAUGAUGAGCUUCACAACAUGAUAAAAGCAACUACUAUGAUUCGGAGGCUUAAAAAAGAUGUUCUUUCUGAGCUUCCUGUGAAGCGCAGACAACAAGUUUUCCUGGAUAUAGCCGAGAAGGACAUGAGACAAAUUAAUGCUCUAUUUCGUGAGCUGGAGAUAGUAAAAACCAAAAUCAAGGCCUGUGCAUCCAAGGAGGACGUUGACAAACUUAAGUUCUCCGAGAAGAAUCUUAUCAAUAAGAUCUACAAUGAUUCUGCAGAAGCUAAGAUUCCGGCUGUUAAAGAUUACUUGGAAACUGUCAUUGAGGCAGGUUGCAAAUUUCUAAUAUUUGCACACCAUCAGUCUAUGAUAGAGGCUAUACAUGAAUACCUACUGAAGAAGAAAGUGCGUUGUAUUCGAAUUGAUGGUGGUACCACGCCAUCAUUAAGGCAUGCUAUGGUAUCAGAUUUUCAAGAGAAAGAUGAUAUUAAAGCUGCAGUUCUAUCCAUCAAAGCUGGAGGGGUUGGGUUAACUUUGACAGCUGCAAGUACUGUCUUCUUUGCAGAGCUAUCAUGGACUCCAGGAGAUAUAAUUCAAGCAGAAGACCGUGCUCAUCGUAUUGGCCAGGUAUCAUCGGUUAACGUAUAUUUCCUGCUAGCUAAUGACACCGUUGAUGAUAUAAUCUGGGAUGUUGUUCAGAGCAAGUUGGAAAAUUUGGGGCAGAUGCUUGAUGGUCAAGAGAACACCUUGCAAGUGUCAGAAUCCCAAGGCAGUAGUAGCCCUAUGAAGCAAAAAAGGUUUGAUUUGCAACCAAGGAGCAGCCUUGGAAAGCAAAAAACGCUAGACUCUUUCAUGAAGCGUUGCCAGUCUCCUGUGGUUACUGAAAAUUCUGAUGUAGAAGGCCAUCUUCCAAAAUUCAAAAUACCAAGAAGCUAAUGUAUCAUUUUGGCUACUGAAUCAUACAUCAACCACGGUAUUAAUUUGGAUACUGUUUUGUAUAUACAUCUUUUGUAAUAAAUAAAAUAAAGGUUCCCACAAAAA